AUGUCCUCGGCCGUAGCUGAGCUGGAGAAUUAUCUCCAGUCGAUGCUGGCCCUCAAGGCCCCCGGCGUAUCGGGCUCCAAAAUCCACAGCAUCACCACUCUGUGUACCGCCAACGUACAGAAUGAAUCCGUUCUUAUUCAAAAGAUCUACACACACUUCAAGAAGGCACCGGGCACCCACAAACUGGGAGUACUCUAUGUCGUAGACUCCGUAACCCGGCAAUGGGUAGAAGCUGCACGAAAGGCCGGUCAGCCUCCUGGGAGCUCUGCUCCUGAUGGAACAUUCGCCGCAGGCGUCAACCGUGUCACUGAACUCCUGCCUGUUCUAAUGGGUGAUAUCAUAAACACUGCUCCUCAAGAUCAAAAGGAAAAGAUCAAGAAGCUGAUUGAUAUCUGGGAGCGCGGAUACACAUUCCCAGCCCCAAUGCUCAACUCAUUUCGCGAGAAGCUGAAUACUCCUCAGCAGCGUAAGAUCUCCCGCCCGGGCGCCAAUCCUCUUGGAGGCGUAACCAUGCCAUCUCAACCUCCCAACGGUGGCGCCGCCCCGGAUACUUCGAGUAUCUUGAAGGCGCUCGCGGACAUGGCCAAGCAGAACACUGCGGCGCCAGCGGCCCCCGCGGCCCCGGCCAUGGCAAACCCUCUUGCUGCACUGAACCCUGCUGCUGCAAUCCCGCCCCCCGUCUCGUCCGCCGAUCCAUCCCAGUCCGCUGCGAACCCAUAUGCAGCUGCCGGUGCGAUGGCGAACCCAUUCGCUGCCUUUGGCCAGAACCCGAACAUGCCUCAGCCGCAAAGUCAAAGCCAGACACCCAACCCACUCCCGGCUCAGAACCCCUUGGCCGCCAUGCUCCCUGCAGGUACUGCCAUGCCGCCCAUGGGGGAUGGCAAUGCUCUGUCCCAGCAGCUUCAGCUUCUGCAACUUUUGGCUGCGCAGGGUAUUCCCCAGGAUCAGUGGGGUACUGCCCUCCAAAUCAUCAGCAUGACCAACAGCAUGCCUGGUGGUGGUCCGAUCCCUGGCCAGAUGCCUGGCUUCCCUCCCAUGCCCGGUCAGGCCGCAGGUGGUUGGGGCGAUGCUCAGGGUCAUAAUGAUCGCGACAGAGAGCGUGACUACAACCGUUCCCCUCAGGGAUACCGCCGUCGUUCUCGUUCUCCCGGCUGGGACCGCCGUCGUGAUACCUCCCCUCCCCGUCGUCGCAACAGCCCUGUUUACGAUGAAUACCAUGCAGACUCCCCAGGACGUCGGGGCGAUCCUCGCGAUGGUCGUGGUGGCCGUGGUGGCCGUGGUGGCAACGAUUACCGCCAGCGCAGCCCUGCUGGGCGGAGACGCCGAUCCCCCUCACCCCAGCGCAAGGACCCCAACCUUCCACCUCCCGGACCUAAGCUCAUCGAGUGGGACUACUCAAUCGGACAAGGUAGCAUAAAAGUUCUUAGCCGAACUCUCUUUGUUGGCGGUGUCACCAUUCCGGAGGCUCAAUUGCGCGCACUCUUCAGCAAGUUUGGCAUUGUUCAAACCUGCAUUGUUAACAUCGACAAGCGCCAUGCAUUCAUUAAGAUGAUCAGCCGCCCAGAUGCGAUCGCAGCCCGCGACGGUAUGGAAUCAUACCGCCAAGGAGAGAUGCAGCUGCGAACCCGUUGGGGUGUCGGCUUCGGUCCCGUGACUGCAGCGACUACCAAACCGUGGAUGCUCAACGCCGAGUACGGUGGAACCGGAGGCCGGGCUAUCGAGCCUGGCAUGGUUGUCGAGGAGCCGGAUAUCGAAAUCGGCGCUGGUGUUUCUUCAAAGGCAAUCAGCCGACGCAUCGCGACUGACACUGGCGGCAAGCGAGGCCCUGUCUCCUCCCGCACCAACCCCAACCCCGACAACCGCUUUGGCGGUGGUGGCGGUGGUGGUGGUGGAGGUGGCGGCGGCGGCGGUGGCCGUCGCCAGGACCGUGAUGCUUUCGGUGGUGGUCAAUACGGAGGCCAGGGCGAGCAGGAUAUGUCAAACAUGAACAACCCUGCCGUUGCCCCCGCAGUCCCCGCCUACGGUUUCAACUUCGCCAGCAUGCCCAUGCUGCCUCCCGGAUUCAUGAUGGGCGGUGCGCAAGCCGGCGGCAUGCCUACCACUCAACCUCCUCCACCGGGUCAGGGCAACUAA
Penicillium cosmopolitanum is the source of this 2133-nucleotide messenger RNA. RefSeq names its product Nrd1 complex RNA-binding subunit. Gene Ontology annotation, cellular component: nucleus. The record is from RefSeq and is a predicted model, not a curated record. The coding region runs from base 1 to 2133 and encodes 710 amino acids. Gene Ontology annotation, molecular function: RNA binding. The transcript is spliced from 5 exons. NCBI's taxonomy places the organism in Eukaryota, Fungi, Ascomycota, Eurotiomycetes, Eurotiales, Aspergillaceae.